UGGGCGUGGCCAGCGCGGCAGCAAUGGCGGCGCUGCGCGUGCUCGUGGGGGUCAAGCGCGUCAUUGACUUCGCCGUCAAGGUGCGGGUGGCGCCGGGCGGGGCGGCGGUGCAGACGCAGGGCGUGAAGCACUCGCUGAACCCCUUCUGCGAGAUCGCCCUCGAGGAGGCCGUGAGGCUGCGCGAGGCCGGCGCCGCCGCCGAGGUGGUGGUGGCGACGCUGGGCACGCGCGCCAGCCAGGAGACCCUGCGCACGGCCCUGGCCAUGGGCGCCGACCGGGCGGUGCUGGCCGAGCUGGGCGAGGGCGUGGCCGCGGGGCCGCGCGAGGUGGCCGCGGCUCUGGCCGCGCUGGCCCGGCGGCUGCAGCCGCACCUGGUGCUGCUGGGCAAGCAGGCCAUCGAUGACGAUUGCAACCAGACCGGGCAGCUCCUGGCCGCCAUGUUGGACUGGCCGCAGGGCACGUUCGCCUCGCGGGUGGAGCUGGAGGCCGGCGCCGUGCGCGUCCAGCGCGAGGUGGACGGAGGCCUGGAGACGCUGCGGCUGCGGCUGCCGGCCGUGCUGACCGCGGACCUGCGGCUCAACGAGCCCCGCUACGCCACGCUGCCCAACAUCAUGAAGGCCAAGAAGAAGCCUCUGGAGGUCGUGGCCACGGCCGAGCUGGGGCUCCCCGCGGGGCCCCCCCGGCUGCGGCUGCUGCAGCUGCAGGAGCCCCCCCCGAGGGCGGGCGGCGAGAAGGUGGAGAGCGUCGAGAGCCUGCUGGGGAAACUGAGGCAGGCCGGCCGCAUCUGACCCGCCGGGGCUCUCCCAGUUCAUCCUCAGUGCCUUCCCAGUUCAGCCCAGUUCAGCCCAGUUUGUCCAAAUUUGUCCCAGUGCUGCACAGAGUGUUAAGAGUCUGAUGGGGAAACUGAGGCAGGCCGGCCGCAUCGGACCCCCCGGGACUCACCGGUUUGUCCCCAGUGCCUUCCCAGUUCAUCCCAGUUCAGCCCAGUUCAGCCCAGUUUGUCCCAGUUCAUCCCAGUCCCGCACAGAGUGUUAAGAGUCUGCUGGGGAAACUGAGGCAGGCCAGCCGCAUCUGACCCAUCAGUUCGUCCCAGUCCCUGCCAGUCCCUCCCAGUUUGUCCCAGUCCAUCCCAGUUUGUCCCAGUUCAUCCCAGUGCUGCACAGAGCGUCGAGAGCAUGCUGGGGAAACUGAGGCAGGCCGGCCGCAUCUGACCCGCCAGGGCUCUCCCAGUUCAUCCCAGUUCCUCCCAGUUUGUCCCAGUUCGUACCAGUGCUGUAUGGAGCAUUGAGAGCCUGCUGGGGAAACUGAGGCAGGCCGGCCGCAUCUGACCCGCCGGGGCUCUCCCAGUUCAUCCUCAGUGCCUUCCCAGUUCAGCCCAGUUCAUCCCAGUUUGUCCCAGUUCAUCCCAGUUCAUCCCAGCACUGUAUGGAACAUUGAGAGCCUGCUGGGGAAACUGAGGCAGGCCGGCCGCAUCUGACCCGCCGGGGCUCUCCCAGUUCAUCCUCAGUGCCUUCCCAGUUCAUCCCAGUUCAUCCCAGUUCAGCCCAGUUUGUCCCAGUUCAUCCCAGUCCCACACAGAGUGUUAAGAGUCUGCUGGGGAAACUGAGGCAGGCCAGCCGCAUCUGACCCAUCAGUUCGUCCCAGUCCCUGCCAGUCCCUCCCAGUUUGUCCCAGUCCCUCCCAGUUUGUCCCAGUCCAUCCCAGUUUGUCCCAGUUCAUCCCAGUGCUGCACAGAGCGUCGAGAGCAUGCUGGGGAAACUGAGGCAGGCCGGCCGCAUCUGACCCGCCAGUUUGUCCCAGUUCAUCCCAGUUCAUCCCAGUUCAUCCCAGUUUGUCCCAGUUCGUACCAGUGCUGUAUGGAGCAUUGAGAGCCUGCUGGGGAAACUGAGGCAGGCCAGCCACAUCUGACCCAUCAAUUUGUCCCAGUUCGUCCCCAGUGCCUUCCCAGUUCAGCCCAGUUUGUACCAGUUCAUCCCAGUUCAUCCCAGUUUGUACCAGUUCAUCCCAGUUCAGCCCAGUUUGUCCCAGUUCAUCCCAGUCCUGCACAGAGUGUUAAGAGUCUGAUGGGGAAACUGAGGCAGGCCGGCCGCAUCUGACCCGCCGGGGCUCUCCCAGUUCAUCCUCAGUGCCUUCCCAGUUCAUCCCAGUUUGUCCCAGUUCAUCCCAGUUCAGCCCAGUGCUGCACAGAGCAUUAAGAGUCUGAUGGGGAAACUGAGGCAGGCCGGCCGCAUCUGACCCGCCAGUUUGUCCCAGUCCCUCCCAGUUCAUCCCAGUCCCUCCCAGUCCAUCCCAGUUCAUCCCAGUCCAUCCCAGUCUGGCCCAGUUCCCCCCAGUGCCUUCCCCCCACCUCAAUAAAGGCGUGGCCAGUCGAUGA
Messenger RNA from Vidua chalybeata, 2374 nucleotides. It is a transcript of the gene ETFB, whose product is annotated as electron transfer flavoprotein subunit beta. Bases 24 to 788 code for a protein of 254 amino acids. Gene Ontology annotation, cellular component: cytosol. The record is from RefSeq and is a predicted model, not a curated record. The transcript is spliced from 6 exons. Gene Ontology annotation, molecular function: electron transfer activity. NCBI's taxonomy places the organism in Eukaryota, Metazoa, Chordata, Aves, Passeriformes, Viduidae.